AUGCCUGAAGUUCAUUUUCAAGCACCAGUUGUUAUUGAGAAUAAAGAUGGUUGGGGACCAACAGAAGACACGUUUCAAUAUAAAGACAUGCCCUAUCAACCAUACUCCAAAGGUGAUCAAUUAGGAAAAAUUGCUGAUUGGACAGGAACUAUUUAUGGUGAUAAACGAAUAAAUAAUCGAUAUCGUUCACAAUUUGGUGUUGGUGUUGGAAUGUAUCAAUAUAUUCAUGAAGAUGAUGAAAAUACAUUUCAACUUGUUGAUUCAACUCGAUUACCUAAACCGGCUUAUCAAAAACGAACGCGUUUUCAACAAAAUCGUUUUCGUCAACAACAAAAUCAAAAUAAUCGUUUUGCUCAAAUGCAAAAAACAUUUACAGGACCACAGAAAAAAUCUAAAAUAAUGAAAAAUUUAGAAAUGGAUCAAAUGCGACAAAUGAGAAAAUGGCAAAAACAAUUUGGCAAUCGAACUGAUCCACGUCAAUAUCAACAAGCUAAACAACGUGAUCCAUCUGUACGUGUACGAGAAGAUUGGCAAGUUAUUGAAGAAAUACCAUUUACUAGUCUUGCUAAAUUAAGUUUACCAAACGUUAAUGAACCUGAGGAAUUGAGUGUUUGGGGUUCACUUGAAUAUUAUGAUAAACGAUAUGAUCGAAUAACAACAAAAACUGAAAAGAAAUUAAUUAUGGUUAAUCGUUUAAUACAUAAAAUAACUACAACUAAAGAUCCAGUUAUUCGACAAAUUUGUAAAACACAUGGAAAUGUUUUUGCUACUGAUGCAAUUAUUUCAACAUUAAUGUGUUGUACAAGAUCUGUUUAUCCAUGGGAUAUUGUUGUUGAUAAAUUAGGUACACGUUUGUUUUUUGAUAAACGAGAAGAUUCAACCAUUGAUAUGUUAACGAUAAAUGAAACUGCAAAUGAACCACCACCAGAAGAUGGUACAAUGGAUUCAGCAAAAAAUUUAGGAAUGGAAGCUGUUUUUAUUAAUCAUAAUUUUGCACAACAAGUUCUUAAAAUGAAUGAAGAACGAUAUAAGUUUCCAAAUCGAAAUCCAUUUAUUCAACCUGAUGAAGAAAAUGAAGCUGCAUCAGUUGCUUAUCGUUAUCGUUCAUGGGAUUUAGGUAAUAAUCAAACAAUUGUUAUUCGUUGCGAACAAGAUUGUGUUCAAAUUGGACCUAAUGGUGAAGAACAAUUCGUUAAUAUUAAAGCACUAAAUGAAUGGAAUCCGAAGAUUGGUAAUAGUCUUGAUUGGCGAACGAAAUUAGAUAUGCAACGUGGUGCUGUAUUAGCAGCUGAAUUACGUAAUAAUGGAUUUAAAUUAGCUAAAUGGUCAACGUGUGCCAUUUUGGCUGGCUCUGAUCAAAUGAAAUUUGGUUAUGUAUCACGACAAAAUUUUAAAGAUGCAUCACGUCAUACAAUACUUGGCAUGCAAAAUUUUAAACCACAAGAAUUUGCAACACAAAUGGCUUUAAAUAUAGACAAUGGUUGGGGUAUUGUACGAGUUUUGGUCGAUUUUUUUAUGAAUAAACCUGAUGGACGAUAUUUGAUUAUGAAAGAUCCAAUGAAGCCAAUUCUUCGAAUUUAUAGUGUACCGGAAAAUUCAUUUGAUAGUGAAGAAGAAACAAGUGAGGAAGAAAAUAAUCAACAAGAAUCAGAGCAACAAAAGAAAUAA
This is a messenger RNA of Rotaria sordida, 1668 nucleotides long. The record is from the annotation of a GenBank genome assembly. NCBI's taxonomy places the organism in Eukaryota, Metazoa, Rotifera, Eurotatoria, Philodinida, Philodinidae.